Molecule: messenger RNA, 564 nt
Organism: Trametes versicolor FP-101664 SS1
Lineage: Eukaryota; Fungi; Basidiomycota; Agaricomycetes; Polyporales; Polyporaceae
Exons: 1
Coding region: 1-564 (187 amino acids)
Source: RefSeq, a predicted model, not a curated record
AUGACCAGACGCAGAGAGUCGUGGUCCUCCACACCAUCCCCUCCCGUUCGCGUCGAAGCCGACACCGUCCACCCCCGUGCAAUGCCAGCCCCAAGUUGGGUUGUCUACUCGGAACCGUCCCGACACAUUCGCGUGGGCGAUGAGCUCUUGCUCCUCUCCGGCAAGGAAGUCAUCUACAUCGGGUGCAUCUUGAGCAUCAUCGCAUCACAAGCGGGCUGGACGUCCUUCAAAACCGCCGGCUUCUGCCAGAAGUUUGCCUACUCACUCACCGGGUACCUCUGCGUGCCGAACAUUUGGGUCGCAAACCCGCCUCCGCAGCGCCUCCCCGGCCUCCUCUCCCGUUGGCGGCCCACUCCUGCUACUGUCCCUUCAUCAUAUUCGUCAGAACUCGCCAACCUUCUUCGCACCAUCGGGACCUACUCACAAUCCAACCCUGAACCUGCGUGGACCUUUCGAGGGCCUUCCCUAAGCCUGGAAGGAGGUGACAUGGACGUCCUGUGGGAGCGGAUGCAGGUGUUUCGAGAGGCCUCGACCAUCACGAACGAGCGCCGUGGUUCAGUCUGA